AUGACCACGAGAAGCGCCGUAAUUAAUGCCACGGAAAUAUGUGUUACGACGGGUGUUAUCGUCGGUGGUGUAAUACCCGUUGUCAGCGGUGCAAUCACAGCUAUUGAUAGAAUAACGUGUUUAAUUCAGAAAGCUAUGUUUAAUAAGGCCCUCUGCGCCUUUAUUGGAGAGCGCUUAGAUAAUGCAAGAUUGACUCUGAAAGAAUCUGCUAAUGACAUAGACGAGAAAGUCCUGGAGCGUUAUUUAAAAGUGUUAAGAGAAAUUGAAGACGAUAUUAAAUUGAUAUCUGAAAGUAAACAAAAAUUCAAACUUUGGAUACUUACAAAGAAAGUUGUAAACGCCAAAGAGGUUGAAGAAAAGCUUAUAAUACUAUAUAAGAAACUCGAUGCUGCCAAUGAUGAACUCUUUUUAUCGGUCUUGAAAGGCACGCAUCAAAUCGUUACGAAAAUGAAGGAUGAGAUACCGGAGCAACUUCGAAAGCUCAUCCGAAUACUUACCAUGAAACUUGACAUUGAUGAUUUGAAAAUAAGUGAUUGGCAAAUCAAUGAUGUUAUUUUAGACAAUAAAAAGAUAAGCGAGUUGCGCAAUCAGCCAAAAGUUAUUCGGGGUAAUAUUUCGAAGAAAAAAUUUCUCACACAGGACGUUGCGCAAAAACUUCUCGAUUCUUGUGAUAGUAAUUCUUGUAAAAUUAUUAAUAUGCUCAAGUUGUUAGCUGAUUGUAAAAAUGUCAUAGAAUUUUUCGGUAUCUAUAAAUUGAGCGGCGAUCAAUACUUGAUCACUGAAUGGUGCGAACAUGGUAACCUUGAAGAAUAUUUGUUGCGAAAUCCGGGGCUCGACUGGAAUGUAAAAGUCAACAUCGCUACAGGUAUAGCUAAUGGGGUAGUAUUCUGUCAUGAUCGAGAUAUCCUCCACCAUGAUAUUAGGAGCUCCAAUAUAAUGCUUGAUGCACAUUUGUGCCCAAAGCUCUCGAACUUUGAACUGAGCCGAAGAGAACAAGAUAAUACUGUUCCUGGUCUUCAAUUGGCAGACGCUGCUAGAUACAUGGCACCUGAGAAAAUCAAAGAUAAAAAGAAUCCUUACACGAAAGAGUGUGACAUUUUUAGCCUUGGAAUUGUCCUUUGGGUAAUUGCUAUGCAAGAAAAGCCGUACGCAAACAUUAAGAGCUUCCAAAAAAUCGAGGACUCUGUCAUGGAAGGAAACCGCCCGAAACCUGUAGAUGAAAACAUUCCAAUUAAAUACCAGAAUAUCAUGAAAAAGGCAUGGGAUAACGAUAGCAAUUACCGCCCGGUAGCAAGUAUAAUGUAUGAGGGGCUUUCCAAGUGUUUGGAAGAUGAUGACGUUUAUCCUGUGAAGGAUGAGCCUAAAGAUUUAACACUAAAUUCGGAUAGUGACAACAUUCAACUUGAUGAAGCCGGAUUAUACAAAAAAGCAGUUGGCUAUCAUCAAAGUCAAAAGCGCGAAGAAGCCUUUCGCAUUUUCUAUGAAUUAGCAAAUGUCGGUCACAAAGAAUCGUUGUUUUACCUCGGCUAUUACUAUGCAAACGGGUAUAUCGUAUCUAAAGAUAAUAAAAAGGCUCUCAAAUAUUACAGAGAGUCCGCUGAUAAAGACUGCAGUGAUGCAGUAUAUCACUACGCGGAAGCCUGUCUAAAAUUGGCUCAUGAGUAUAUGGAAAAGGCAAUAAAACUUGGACAGUUUAAGGCAGGCAUAAAAUUAGCUGAGUAUAAUAUCUCUCAAACUUGUUCACAGGAUAAGUGUCACAAACUCUUGGGAUACUUAGAUGCUGAUGAGGUUAGACUGAGCAAACUGAAACCAAAGGUAGCGGAGUUGUAUCGAGAAAGAAUCGAAAGAUUACGAAAUGAGAUCAAGCAGAUGCAAAAUCAACUAACUAAAUAA
Molecule: messenger RNA, 1893 nt
Organism: Rhizophagus irregularis DAOM 181602=DAOM 197198
Lineage: Eukaryota; Fungi; Glomeromycota; Glomeromycetes; Glomerales; Glomeraceae
Biological process (GO): protein phosphorylation; signal transduction
Cellular component (GO): cytoplasm
Molecular function (GO): protein binding; ATP binding; protein kinase activity
Source: RefSeq, a predicted model, not a curated record